GGGACUGGCGAGCGGAUGAGCGAAAUGCGCUGGCAAUGGCAGCUGCCGAUGCUGCUGAUGGCUCUGCGCCUGGCACAUGGCGAAGGCACGACAGCAACUGGAGAGCAGGAGGACGAGGCGGCCAAGUUUUUCACUCGCCUGUACAAGCGAAAUCUGCAGCAGCUGGUGACACUGAGAAAUGCGAGCGCGGAUCCCUGUGAUGAUUUCUAUGCACAUGCGUGCGGCAACUUCGGACAGCUGGAGCAAGCGCCUGAUCCAGAUGAUGCACUGCCUCCGUUUUUGUACAACAUGCAGGAUCGCAUGCAGUUCUUUGAGCUGUACUAUGAAAGGUUUGAAACUCUGCCGGGCAAGCUGCUGGCUGAGCUGUAUGGCGAGUGCAGGAUGCGAGGGCAGCAGCACACCCACCUGGAGCACAUGCUGGAGCAGGUGCCGUUUCUAGCUGCCCACCAGGAGGUGCUCACCGGCUGGCCCUUCCUGCGCCACCAAUGGCAGCGCCGGCAGCUGGACGAGCAGCUCAACUGGAUACAGCUGGCCGCGCAGCUGGCGGCGCACGGUCUGCCCACACUGCUGCACAUUUACUUUGCCGAGCAGGCCAUCUAUGUGGCGCCUAUAGCGGAGCUGCCCUGCCCCAGCCAGCGGCAGUUUCAGGUGAGCAUGUCGGACGUGCUAGCAGGCCGCCAUACCCAGGUGGGGCACAUUGUGGCGCACGAGAUGCGCAUGCUGUGCCGCGGGAUGCGCGGUGAGCUGCCCCUGGCCACCAGCUUGGCCGAGGGCAAGCGAGGACGGCAGAGCACGCCGGCGCCGGGACAGGAGCAGCUGGAGCUGGAUGACAAUACCAUGGACUAUAUGCAAACGUUCUUUGGCCUGCUGAACUUUACGGCGCAGCAGCUGGUAACGGCUCGCAAGCUGCCCCUGGAUGUGGCGCACAUCACGCGGGCGUGGAGCGUGCUGCGCCAGACGGAGCCGCGCAUCGUCUACAACUAUGUGCUGUGGCAGGCGCAGCAGCGCUUGGCCUACGGGGACUGCUACGAGCUGGCCACGGAGUUCGAGCGGCUGCUGCACGCCGAGUACUGGCAGUGGCACGUGCUGGCGCCACAGCUGACGCGGGACGUGGCCUUGGCCAUGUACCAGCUGCACACGACGCGCUUCCAGAAGCGCCGGCGCUCCACGCUGGGCAGCCGGGACUGGUACGGGCAUCUGUGGCCGGCGUCUGUGGAGCGCCGUGAGCUGCAGGUGGCACGGCUGCUGCAGGCGCAUGCGCAGCACUAUCUGAACAUCAGCGAGCUGACGUCGUGGUAUGGCCAGGUGCACUUCCGGCCGUAUCACUUCUACGGCAAUCUGCUGCAGCUGCGACACGCUCAGCUGCGGCACAGCUUCCAGUCGGCCUAUGUGGAUGCAGAGGACGUGCAACAGUCCGCCUACUUCCUGCGCCACUUCCUGCACUUUGUGCUGCUGUCGCUGCAUCGGCCCAUGUAUCACUACUACGCCACGCAGGGCCUGGAGCUGUGGCGCGACUCUCGCCUCCUGCAGGACACCGACGGCUACUACACGGCGCUCGACUGCCUGGAGCGACAGACGCAGCAGCUCUACGACGCCCAGCAGGCGGCCAUCUAUCGCCCCUUGAGUGCGCAUGAGGUGGCCGAUGUCUUUCACUUCCAUCGCUCGUUUCAGGCCGCGCUGCGGGAUUAUCGCUUCUGGCUGGAGGGCGAGCGAUUCGUCUUUGCCGAACAGUUUGUGCUGCAGUACUUCGGCCUCGACGAACAUCGCGUACUCUUCUAUGCGGUUGCCCAGCAGCUGUGCAACCGCCAGGACGAGAUCUUUGCGGCCCAGCUCAAUCGGGGCUACAUGAAUCUGCCAGAGUUUCAGGCUGCCUUCAAGUGCGGGCCGGAGGCACAGAUGAAUCCGCCGGCUAAAUGCAUGAUCAACCGAUGUGAAUAGCCAAUUGGAAUCUCUGAGAAUUUAUGUUAUUUAAG
Molecule: messenger RNA, 1973 nt
Organism: Drosophila arizonae
Lineage: Eukaryota; Metazoa; Arthropoda; Insecta; Diptera; Drosophilidae
Gene: Nepl9
Product: Neprilysin-like 9
Biological process (GO): proteolysis
Cellular component (GO): plasma membrane
Molecular function (GO): metalloendopeptidase activity
Source: RefSeq, a predicted model, not a curated record